Trichomycterus rosablanca is the source of this 1995-nucleotide messenger RNA. It is a transcript of the gene tm6sf2a, whose product is annotated as transmembrane 6 superfamily member 2a. Gene Ontology annotation, cellular component: endoplasmic reticulum membrane; endoplasmic reticulum-Golgi intermediate compartment membrane. The coding region runs from base 90 to 1220 and encodes 376 amino acids. The transcript is spliced from 10 exons. Gene Ontology annotation, biological process: regulation of lipid metabolic process; lipid homeostasis. Lineage: Eukaryota; Metazoa; Chordata; Actinopteri; Siluriformes; Trichomycteridae. The record is from RefSeq and is a predicted model, not a curated record.
ACACGGAGUUCUACCUCAUAAUUAUUUACUCAUGACCUAGUCUAACCCUGCCUUAAUUUCAGUAGUUUUAAUUUUCUUUUGGAAAAAUAAUGGGUUUUUCACAGGGACUGUGUGUUCUGAGUUUAUCUCUUACAGCACCGAUACUGCUUUACACUGCAAACAACAGCUUUACUCUGCAAAAUCCAUUAACUAUAUUGGGAAUAGAAGGAGCUAUUCUUGCUGCAGUUUUCAUCAUGACUUAUUUGUCAGUUCGAAAUAAGAAGUCUGUGGACCCCUUGUUUUAUGUAUUUGCAGUAUUUUCUUUCACCUCUGUAACUGACCUGACAUGUGCUCUUGAGCUGGAUGGCCAUAUCAAAGGCUUCAUAGAUUUUUACCUCAAUAAGGGGGAGCCGUACCUGAACACGGCACAUUGCAUUAUGAAAAACUACUGGAACGGAGUGAUGCACUUUCUUUUACUCCUUACAAUAAUUUAUUGCAUGUGGAACGGGAAGCCAUUUCGGAGUUUGGCGCUUCUUUGGGCUGGCUCCAUGGUAGCAACUUACAUUGUCCUCAUCCCAAGCAUCGUCAUAGGUAAACAUGCGAAGAACAUCUAUCCAGCAUUUUGGCUCAACAUCGUUUUCUUAAUUUUGGCUGUCUGGGCAGCUGUGACAAUUUUCAGAAGGCCAAGACAGCCGUCAAUCAUUCCAGCAGACAAGGUUGCAGCAGAGCAGAAGAAAGGCUUACUAUCACGUCCUAUAGAUCUUCUCCUUACACUUCUUGUCCUCGGGGCCAUGGCCUUCACCAUCUUCAGAGGCUUUGUUGUUCUUGAAUGCACGCUGGAUAUAUGUUUUAACUACAUUUACCAGUAUGAGCCCUACAUGAAGGACAGUGUGGCCUUUCCUAAAGUCAUGAUGCUGGUGUUCCUGUUCUAUGCUCUGCCUUUUCUGACUGUGUUUGCUUAUGGGCUGACUAUGCCAGGAUGCACUUGGAUGCUGGACUGGACUUUAUUUCUUGCUGGAGCCAUUGCUGAGAUCCAGUGGACAUACAUUGGCGCAUCAGUGCACCCAAGAACUCCCUUCACCUACCGCAUACCUAAAGAGGAAUGGAACCUGGUUAUGACCCUCAACCUCUUAUACAUAGCUGUUCCUCUGCUGCUGGCUUUGAGAUGCUACAAAAACCCAACCUUCUUUAUGAAGACUGUACCUCCAGGACAAGCCGACAAUGAGAAAAAACAGCAGUAGACCCACAAAACUAAUUGUCUAGGCAUCAUCUUAUGAACCAAGAGUAGCUGGACAAUAGCAGGAAGAAUAUUUCUGAAGGAACAUUUGUACAGGAUCUAAGACUAUUGAUUUGUCAGAGAUCUGGACUGGCAAAAAUGCCUCCAGAUUCUCUGUUCUUAUAAGAUGCAUCUAAAUUGCAUUCGUGAGUAUUUUCCUGGCACCCCACGGUGGUGGACCUCGUCCGUUUUCCUGAGUAACCCUUGUGACUGUUCGCCUGAGCUGAUUGGAUUAAGAUCGGUCUGAACUGUUCUGAAGUGCAGUUUAUCUCUGCGUGAAGAAUGACUCAUUUGUUGCAAUCUGGGCUUAAUAAAGAAACCCUGGACUCUGACACACAAAUUUCUGCCAACACAACUGUCAACUGUAGAAUUACUUCAUACCGCCUCUGAAGCCAGAUUACGAACACAGAUGAGCAGCAUUUAUCUGCACAGAUCUGACUGAUACAUGCUCUGUUCCUAACGGCCACUGUGAUAAACAGGAAAUGAUAUCGCUUAACAAAGCAGUGCUUUGUUUUCUAUAGACAGUUUUAAUGAGCUUUGUUCGGAUGUUAUCAUUGUUGCUUGUUUUCGCUUUUUGUGAUUUAUAUUAUGAUGUGACAUGAAGAUGAAGAUGAAUCGUAAAUAUUGGUGAUUUAAAGCUUUAAAACAAAACAAUAAAAAAGCCACUUUAAGUGCAAAAGCAGCCAGUCCGAGUUACAAUCAUUAUAAUGUUUCUGCAGACAGGAAUUAAGGUUUGUCAG